UUCUGUUCGGAGCUUCGCGUGCCGGAAUCCCACACUUUGGGCCACAUAAAUACGUCCGGUUGUGCCUCAUAAAUCAGUGUCAUAAAUCUGAGCGCGACUGGUAUAUGGAAUUAUGUGUCAGUGUCCCGCUGGUGGCCACAAAACAUCCUAGAUAUUUAUCUGCGGAGUGGCAAAUAAAAACACAGCCAAAGGAAAACAACUAAAGCAAGCAAAUUAAACGUUUGGCGGGAAAAUUGAGAUAAAGUGGAAGAAUCCCCGCGGCUGAAAGUGUAGAAAGUCGAGUGAAAGUGGCGGCAGCCGUUUCCCCGAAAAAAAAGAAAACAUAAAAAUCCUUCUUUUGUUGUCGUGCUUGGAAUGUCCAUCGAGGAGGCGUGAGCAGCUGAAAGAUGGCCAUCCUGGAGUCUUGUUGCUUCUGGAAGGAUGUGCGGAGUGGCAGCUUCGCCUGUGCCAUCUACACGUUGGUUUACUUUGGCUUCUCCACGCUGAUGUUUUUGUUCUACGUGCGCCAGGAGCAGGAAUUUCUGCUGGGGAACCGCACUCAACCGGUGGGCGAGAGCCUCCUGGAGAAGGGAGAUGUGACUGUAGUGACUGUGAUAUUCAACGUUUUGCUUCUGUUUUGCUCGGUGCUUAUGGUUCUUUCGUCGGUCCUUUUGAUAUUGGGUCUGCGGCAGAACAAGCGCCAGCUGCUGAUACCCUGGAUCUGCUUCAUGCUGGGCGACCUGCUCAUCGAGUGCUUGCACCUGGUGCACCUCUCCCUCUCCCGCCGCGUCAAGUUCGAUCCGAUAGUCGGUUUCAUCUUCACCAUGGACUUCUUCCUCCUGUGCCUCAAUCUCUACUGCCUGCUAUGUGUCAUCUCGCAGUACCAGACGUUCCGGUUGCAGCGAGCGGAGCUGCGGCAGGCAUCCUCCGUGGCGUCGCCUAUUGUGGUCUUCACAGCGGCCGAGAAAUUAACGAAGUCGCAGCAGCAGAUGCAGUCCGCGCAGCAGACGCAUCAGCAGCAGAAGAAGAAUUCCGGGCAGCAGCUGGAAACCGCAAGCGGAAAUGGCAAGCGGCGUCGCAUCCUUGGGGCAGCCAGUCCGCUGAUCACAUCGCAGCGGCUGACCAACUUCUCCACCAUCACCGAGGAGGAGGAGCAGCAGUCCCGGACUGGCUUCCUUGCCGAGCAGCCAAACACGGAGCAACUGGCCCGAAUUCCAAUUAUUACUCUGGCUUCGAGCCCGGCUCACUGCAGUGAUGCAAGUGGCACACGUCACUGAGCCCAAGUUACGUGUUCUUGUCCCCAAUCCCAGCACAGAUUUAAGCAAGAGUUCUGAUAUUUUUACAAAUUAAUUGACCUGAGAAAGCAAAAUAAAGAAGAAUAAUAUUUUCAA
Drosophila ficusphila is the source of this 1370-nucleotide messenger RNA. RefSeq lists its product as uncharacterized. The transcript has 7 exons. NCBI's taxonomy places the organism in Eukaryota, Metazoa, Arthropoda, Insecta, Diptera, Drosophilidae. The record is from RefSeq and is a predicted model, not a curated record. Bases 387 to 1256 code for a protein of 289 amino acids.